AUGGUCGUAAGCUGCUACUUUCUCACGGUAGUCACCGGGAGCACGUCGCUAGACGGCCCCGAGGGUCUCUGGCAGGCGUUUGGUCGAAAAAGUCGUGCCCGCAUGCAGAGCCGCGAGUCGGAGCUGCUGCCCAAUCCUCCGCUCGCGAUUAGCUUCGACAUGCUCAUCGCGGUGUUGUGUGUCUUCGCCUCGAAUAGCUUCCUCGCCGCGUGCAGCCGGGUCUUGGCGAAGGAGCAACGUCGCGUCGAGGACGAGGCGGAGGCGGAGUGGCUGGCGGCCAUCUCGAACCCGGAGACGCGCCAUGAGCAGCUCGCGAAAGAUGCACAGGCGCUCGCUGAAAAGGUGAAGUUCUGGCAAGAGAACGACGAGCGCCGCAAGGCUGGCCAGACUGCGCGCCGCGAGCGCAUCAAGAAGCUCGACGUCAUGGCCGAUGAAGUGAUGACGAACAUCAUCGUCAUCGUCUCCGUCGCUGUGAGCGUCGGGGCUGCCUACGCUAUCCUCCUGCAGCCGCCGAACCAAGUCCGCGGUCUCGGCAUGGCCGGGAUGCUAGUGGUGCUCAUUGGCGGCCUGAUCGUGUGCGGGCUUGACCGCUACAUCAGCAGCAUGCGCCACUACUGCAACUACGUGAAUUUAUUCUGCAUCCUCUCGCUGCUGGUGCUGGCCGCCCGCGCGAGCGUGUUGGCAGAGUGA
Molecule: messenger RNA, 690 nt
Organism: Leishmania mexicana MHOM/GT/2001/U1103
Lineage: Eukaryota; Euglenozoa; Kinetoplastea; Trypanosomatida; Trypanosomatidae
Exons: 1
Coding region: 1-690 (229 amino acids)
Source: RefSeq, a predicted model, not a curated record